Molecule: messenger RNA, 2613 nt
Organism: Dendrobium catenatum
Lineage: Eukaryota; Viridiplantae; Streptophyta; Magnoliopsida; Asparagales; Orchidaceae
Product: cation/H(+) antiporter 15
Exons: 4
Coding region: 34-2445 (803 amino acids)
Biological process (GO): regulation of pH; proton transmembrane transport
Cellular component (GO): endomembrane system; membrane
Molecular function (GO): antiporter activity
Source: RefSeq, a predicted model, not a curated record
AAGCAGGAAAGAGUGUUCUGCUUCCAUGCGAUUAUGACUACCUCGACGGGCAUAUGGCUCGCAGACAACCCUCUCUUGUUCUCCCUUCCUCUCCUUCUUUUUCAGAUCGUUGUCGUCUUCAUCUUCACACGCAUCAGCCACUCCAUCCUCCGGCGCCUCUCCAUUCCUAUCGUCAUCUCGCAGAUCAUAGCGGGGAUUCUACUGGGCCCAUCCUGUAUGGGACGGAUCAAACCCAUCGAAAGGAUUCUUUUCUCCCCUCGCAGCUGGGAACAGCUAAACACCAUCUCGCUUCUCUCCUUCAUGCUCUUCCUCUUCCUCAUCGGCCUGAAAACGGACCUCAGCAUGAUCCCAAAAGCAGGCAGAAAAGCCUUCGCCAUCGCCAUCUGCACAUCCUUCUUCCCAUUCGCGAUCAUCGUCCUCACCGGCUUCCUCCUGAAAUCCAGCAUCCCCUUACGCUUCAAACAGAGAUUCCUCAUCACCAACUUAGCGUCCUCCUGGAGCAUGACUUCCUACACCGUCGUGUCAUGCGUCCUCGCCGAUCUCAAUCUCCUCACAUCAAAACUCGGCCGCCUCGCAAUGUCCGCCACUCUAAUCACCGAGUUCACCAAUCUCUUCAUCACCGCCGUAAUCGGCUCUUACUUGCUGGGAAGCAAGGGCGAUUCUGCCCUAAUGGGAGUGACAUCAAUGGCUGCUUUUCUAGGGUUUAUGGCGUUUCUUGUGUUUGUGGCGAGGCCAUUGACGAUUUUGGCGAUAAGAAAAACAACGCCGGAAGGUGGAAUGCUCGAUGAGGCGUGCUUUGUUGGGGUGAUUCUCCUUGCUUUCGUUUGUGGGUUUGUGAGUGAGCUGAUUGGGUAUCAUGCGACGAUGGGGCCGUUUAUGUUGGGAUUGAUGUUGCCGGGAGGGGCGCCAUUGGGGGUGACGAUGGUGGAGAAAUUGGAGAGACUGGUGGUGGGGGUAUUCUUGCCGGUGUUCUUGGCGUCGGCGGGGCUGAGGUUGGAUUUGUGGACAUUGGGGGAUAGGGUGGAGGAAUGGAUGGUUUUGUUCUUCUAUUUGAUGAUUGGGGUUUCAGCGAAGUUUGUCGGUGGAGUGGUGCCGUGCUUCUAUUGCAAGAUGCCAAUGAGGGAUUGUCUUGCCAUUGGGUUGAUGAUGAUUAGCAAAGGGAUUUAUGAGAUCGAUUCGGCUUGCAGGUGGCAGGAUAACAGGGUGAGUUCCUCUUUACUCUUUUUCAUCCUCAUUCUUUUGGAGAGAUUAUUCUGUGUAGACAUUAUUGUGGACAGGCAGUUAUUCACAGUCCUGGUCUUAGCUAUCGUAGUUGUCGGCGGCGGCUCAGCGCCGCUAGUCAAACACAUCUACCGUCCCGAAGACCGCUUCGUAGCUUACAAGCGCCGCGCCAUCCAAUUCCUCAAGAGCAACAGCGAGCUCCGCAUCCUCUCCUGCAUCCACGGCCAGGAACACGUUAACGGUAUGCUCACGCUCCUCGACAGCGCCCACCCUACCGCUCUAAGCCCCGUCUGCCUCUACGCUCUCCACCUAAAACCUCUCGCUGGCCGCGCCGCCACACUCCUCGCCCCUUAUACCCGCCACCGCACCCCCUUCGAUGCCUCCGCCGCCUCUGACACCGACCACAUCUUCAACGCCUUCCUCCAAGCCGAGCAGCUCUACACUGGCUGCUCCAUUCUCCCCUACGUCUGCAUCUCUCCUUACGCCAGCAUGCAUGAGGAUAUCUGCUCCCUCGCUCUUGACAAGAAGGUCUUCCUCAUCAUCGUCCCCUUUCACAAGCACCUCGCCAUCGACGGCUCCGUCUCCGCCCCCAUACCCGCCAUCCAAGCAGUCAAUUCGGCCGUCCUUCGCUUCGCACCCUGCUCCGUCGCAGUCCUCGUCAACCACGGCCUCGCAGCAGAAUCCUCCGCCUUCCGCGCCGGCGGCAUUCCGCACGCCGCCGUAUACUUCUUCGGCGGACCGGACGACCGCGAAGCACUCGCUUUAGGGCUCCGCAUGGCCGAAGACUCCUCCGUCGGGCUCACCGUAGUGAGGUUUCGGCUACCGAAUGCGACAAUGGAGGGAACAGAGGAAAGACUGGAUGAAAGAAUGAUGGAGGAUGUGAGGAUAAGGAAAUCGGAUGGAAGCAGAGUGGUUUACAGGGAGGAGGUGGUGAAAGAUGGGGAGGGGACGGUGGCGGUGAUAAGGGAAAUAAGCGUGAGGUUUAGUUUGUUGUUAGUUGGCCGGGGCGAUGGGAAGGAGACGGAGCUGACGUCGGGAUUGUCGAUUUGGAGUGAGUUUGCGGAGCUGGGGACUAUCGGGGAUUUGUUGGCCUCGACGGAUUUUGGAGGUAGGGUUUCGACUCUGGUGGUUCAGCAGCAGAGGAGGGUGGCGGGGAAUGGGCAACCGGAGAGUGUGAGGAUGGGUAAAGCGGUUAAGAACGAAGUUGAUGAAGAAGAUGAUUGAUUUGGGGGACAAAUUGAAGAUUUUUGAAGAAGGAAUCGACGGUUUAGUGAAUCUGAAUGUGAUUAUUAGAGUUGAAUACUGAUAGUAUAGUUUUUUAUUUUCUUCAAUUAGUGGCGACGAGCUCUUUCGGUGAACGAAUUUCAAUGAGCUAAGCGUCGUUCGGUUGUU